AUGACGAGCACGGAGACCACUGUAGCCGAGCCUGCUCGAAACGAUGCAGCGGGUCAAGGACAAGCAGAAUUAAGUACGGCGGCUAAAAAGGCCGAGCUUAUUGCCGCUAUGACCUCAAUUCAGCUCAUGCAAGUCAUUAUCUACCGCCCUGAGGCUUUAAUGAUCCCAUUCGGCGCCGGCAUCGCGGCUACUCUUCCCAUCGCCGACGAUCUCAAGCUGCAUCGAGAUGUAGCUACCUGGAUUGCCGCUUCUCAUCCGUAUGUCAAAGGGGCUUCACGUACGAUAUCUUCUGACCGAAACACUCUUUAG
This is a messenger RNA of Clonostachys rhizophaga, 309 nucleotides long. The record is from the annotation of a GenBank genome assembly. NCBI's taxonomy places the organism in Eukaryota, Fungi, Ascomycota, Sordariomycetes, Hypocreales, Bionectriaceae.